GGCUUAACUGAUGUAUACAAUAAAGUUCACAUGGGCAGUUGUGCUGAAAAUACAGCUAAACAAUGUGGCAUAAGUAGAAUACAGCAAGAUGAUUUUGCUUUAAGUAGUUACAAAAAAAGUGCUGAUGCGUGGAAACAAGGGCACUUUGCUCAAGAGAUCGUUCCAGUCAACAUUCCUCAAAAAAAAGGUAAACCUGAUAUUGUUGUAUCUGAAGAUGAAGAAUUUAAAAGAAUAAAUGUUGAAAAGUUUAAAAAAUUGAAUACAGUUUUUCAAAAAGAAAAUGGAACAGUAACUGCUGGGAAUGCAUCAACGAUUAAUGAUGGAGCUGCAGCUUUAGUUUUGACAAAUGAAAAUGUUGUAAAAGAAUUAAAUUUAAAACCUCUAGCUAGAGUAGUUGCAUUUCAAGAUGGUGCUACCGAUCCUAUUGAUUUUCCGAUUGCCCCAGCAUUUGCUAUACCCAAACUGUUAAGCAAAAGUGGUGUAUCUAAAGAUGACAUAGCAUUAUGGGAAAUAAAUGAAGCUUUCAGUGUAGUUGUCUUAGCUAAUAUAAUGAAACUAGAUCUCGAUCCAUCUAAAAUCAAUGUUCAUGGUGGAGCUGUUAGCUUAGGUCAUCCAAUUGGGAUGUCUGGUGCCAGGAUCAUAGUUCAUUUGGCUCAUGCAUUAAAACCAGGACAAAAAGGUGUAGCUUCCAUUUGUAAUGGAGGUGGUGGAGCAUCAUCAAUUCUUAUUGAACGUUUAUAAUUCUUUAUAUAAUUUAUAAGAAGUAUUUUUACUUCACAAAUCUUAUUAUUUAAUAUUUAAUUAUUGCAGUGUAGUUAUGAGAUAAGACUGCAGUUACUUAUUUUCAUACAUGUUAAAUAUAUGAAAUGAUUAUUAUAUUUUAAAAUUUACACGGGUAAGGAAAUUAUUUUGAAAAAUAUUAUUAAAACCGAUAUCAUAUUUUAUUAAAAUUGUUCAACUAUUUAUUUAUUUUAAUC
Messenger RNA from Myzus persicae (green peach aphid), 977 nucleotides. RefSeq names its product acetyl-CoA acetyltransferase, mitochondrial-like. The transcript is spliced from 5 exons. NCBI's taxonomy places the organism in Eukaryota, Metazoa, Arthropoda, Insecta, Hemiptera, Aphididae. The record is from RefSeq and is a predicted model, not a curated record. Gene Ontology annotation, biological process: fatty acid beta-oxidation. Gene Ontology annotation, molecular function: acetyl-CoA C-acetyltransferase activity. The coding region runs from base 31 to 741 and encodes 236 amino acids.